GCGUCUGAAAGCAGGAAGGAGAAAGAGAACAUGGUGCGGAGGUGACCCAGCUCCCGGAGAGAGAGACCCACAACCAGGAUCCUUCUUCUUCUUACUCGAGAGAACCCGAUCCACACACCAGAAAUACCUGAGGUGCCAAGAUGAGUCAGCGGCGUCCGGCGUCCAUGAGGCCUGACGAUGAGGAGAUGCCGUACAGUGACGAUGAGACGGACGAUGAGCUGGAGGUCAGCUCUGAAGAAGAGGAAGAAGAGGAAGAGGCACCAGGAGUCCCACAACCUCCGGUAGAAGCUAAACCCAGCGAGAUCGGAUGGAAGGUGAAAGCCAACGACCGACCCUACCACCACCUGCCGGAGUUCGAGAAGAAAGUCUUCCUGUGCAUCAAGAAAAGCAGAUACUCUGGAAACGCCAUCAAGACGUACAAGUACAACGCCCUCACCUUCCUGCCGCUGAACCUGUACGAGCAGUUCAAGCGAGUGGCCAACCUCUACUUCCUGGCUCUGCUCAUCCUGCAGAUUAUUCCAGACAUUACCACUCUGCCCUGGUACACAACCCUGAUUCCCCUGGUGGUGGUGCUGGGAAUUACAGCCAUUAAAGACCUGGUGGACGAUCUGGCGCGACACAGGAUGGACAAGGAGAUCAACAACAGGAAGAGCGAGGUCCUGCUGGACGGCAGGUUUCAGGAGACAAAGUGGAGGAACAUUGAGGUCGGAGAUGUGGUCCGUCUGAAGAAGAACGACUUCAUUCCGGCCGACAUCCUGCUGUUAUCCAGCUCCAACCCCAACAGCUUGUGCUACGUAGAAACAGCCGAACUCGACGGAGAAACGAACCUGAAGUUUAAGAUGGGACCGAAAGUGACAGACGAGCGGAUGCAGGAGGAACGUCAACUCGCCGGCUUCAACGCUCUGAUCGAGUGCGAGGAGCCGAACAACCGUCUGGACAAGUUCAUGGGGACGAUGACGUGGGACGGCGAGCGUUACCCGCUGGACCUGGACAACAUGAUGCUCCGCGGCUGCACGCUGCGCAACACCGAGGUGUGCCACGCCCUGGUCAUCUUCGCAGGCGCCGACACUAAAAUCAUGAGGAACGGAGGGAAGACGAGAUUCAAGAGGACGAAGAUCGACGAGCUGAUGAACUACAUGGUUUAUACAAUCUUCGCGGUGCUGAUCCUCAUGGCGGCCGGCCUCGCCAUCGGUCACAGUUACUGGUACAGCGAGAUCGGAGAGCACGCCUGGUAUCUGUUCGACGGCGAAUACAAGAGCGCCGCCUACAGAGGCUUCCUCAGCUUCUGGGGUUACAUCAUCGUGCUCAACACCAUGGUGCCCAUUUCUCUCUACGUCAGUGUGGAGGUGAUUCGUCUGGGUCAGAGCAAAUUCAUCAACUGGGACCUGCAGAUGUAUUACGCAGAGAAGGACACUCCAGCUAAGGCUCGAACCACGACGCUGAACGAGCAGCUCGGGCAGAUCGAGUACAUCUUCUCCGACAAGACGGGAACUCUGACUCAGAACAUCAUGCAGUUCAAGAAGUGCACCAUCGCUGGACGCAGCUACGGAGCUCCGACCACAGCUGAGGGCGUGACGCUGGACCGAGGACGGCCGGUCGACUGGAGCUGGAACCGACUCGCUGACAAGAAGUUUGAGUUCAUGGAUCAUUCGCUCGUCGCUGUCGUCCGAUCCGGGAAAGACAAAGACGCGUCGGAGUUCUUCAAGCUGCUGUCGCUCUGCCACACCGUCAUGGUGGAGCACAAAAACGGUGAGGUGGUGUACCAGGCUGCGUCUCCUGAUGAGGGCGCUCUCGUGACCGCCGCCAGGAACUUUGGUUACGUGUUCCUGUCCCGGACCCAGGACACCAUCACCAUCAAGGAGAUGGACCAGGAGACCACCUACGAGAUGCUGGCGCUGCUCGACUUCAACUCGGACCGCAAGCGCAUGUCCAUCAUCUUGAAGUUUCCCGACGGACGGAUUCGUCUCUACUGCAAAGGAGCCGACACUGUGAUCUACGAGCGACUCUCCCCCAACACCAGACACAAGGAGACCAGCCAGACGGCUCUGGACAUCUUCGCCAACGAGACCCUGCGGACGCUGUGCUUGUGUUACAAAGACAUCAGCGCCUCGGAGUUUCAAGCCUGGUCCAGGAAACACAAAGAGGCGCAGGUGUCCAUGAGCGACCGCGACGCCGCCCUGGACCAAGUGUACGAGGAGAUCGAGAGCAACCUGAUGAUGAUUGGGGCGACGGCCAUCGAGGACAAGCUGCAGGACGGAGUUCCUGAGACCAUCGCCCUCCUGGCCAAGGCCGACAUCAAGAUCUGGGUCCUGACCGGAGAUAAGAAAGAAACGGCAGAAAACAUCGGAUACGCUUGUUCACUGUUGACAGACGACAUGGACAUCCACUACGGAGAAGACGUCAAUGAGAAGCUGACCCUUCGUCAGGCCAACAGGAGAAACCAGCCUCCGGCUCCCCGGCUCAAGAAGAAAGCUCCGGAGCCUUUCUUCACCAAGCCGGGGAAGAACGCUCUCAUCAUCACCGGGGGAUGGCUGAACGAGAUUCUGUACGAAAAGAAGAAGAAACGCCGUCGCCUGCGUCUGCGUCGCCUCGGGAAGCGAACGGUGCCCAACAACCCAGCGGACGGACAGCCCAACAACGACCUGGAGAAGGAGAUGAGACAAGUGGACUUUGUGGACAUGGCGUGCGAGUGCGAAGCCGUCAUCUGCUGCCGCGUGACGCCCAAGCAGAAAGGCAACGUGGUGAGUCUGGUGAAGAAGUACAAGAAGGCCGUGACGCUGUCGAUCGGAGACGGAGCCAACGACGUGAACAUGAUCAAGACUGCAGACAUCGGCGUGGGGAUCAGCGGCCAGGAGGGGAUGCAGGCCGUCAUGUCCAGCGACUACGCCUUCGCCCAGUUCCGUUACCUGGAGCGCCUCCUGCUGGUGCACGGGCGCUGGUCCUACAUCCGCAUGUGCAAGUUCCUGCGGUUCUUCUUCUUCAAGAACUUCGCCUUCACUCUGGUUCACUUCUGGUACUCGUUCUUCAGCGGAUACUCGGGGCAGGUCGCCUACGAGGACUGGUUCAUCACACUCUACAAUCUGUGCUACAGCAGUUUACCGGUUCUACUCGUCGGACUUCUGGACCAGGACGUUAAUGACAAACUCAGCCUGAAGUUCCCGAAGCUCUACCUCCCCGGCCAGACGGGCUCGAUGUUCAACUACAAGAACUUCUUCAUCAGCUUGUUCCACGGCAUCUUCGUCUCGCUCAUCAUCUUCUUCAUCCCGUACGGAGCCUUCCUGCAGACCAUGGGCCAGGACGGAGAAGCGCCCUCGGACUACCAGUCCUUCGCCGUGGUCCUCGCCUCCUCGCUGAUCUUCACCGUCAACCUGCAGAUCUCUCUGGACACCUCCUACUGGACCUUCGUCAACUGCUUCGCCGUGUUGGGAAGCAUCGCCAUUUACUUCGGGAUCUUGUUCGAUAUCCACAGCGCAGGGAUCCACGUCAUCUUCCCCUCGAUCUUCACCUUCACCGGCGUGGCCUCGAACUCCCUGCGCCAGCCGUACCUGUGGUUGACCAUCAUCCUGACCGUGGGCAUCAGUCUUCUGCCCGUCAUCUGCAUCCAGUUCCUCCAUAAAACCAUCUGGCCUUCUGUCGGGGACAAGGUGCACAGGAACAGGAAGAGGUACGAGAUGGAGAUGCUGCAGGACGAGAAGAAGAAGAAGCCGCCGGUGUUCCAGCGCGGCCAACGGUCCCGCCGCUCGGCCUACGCCUUCUCUCACUCCCGCGGCUACGCCGACCUCAUCUCCUCGGGGCGGAGCAUCCGGCGGCGAGCGCCAGCCCAGGGCGGCGCCCAGGACAGUAUCAGGGAGUUUCCACAGAGAGAGGCAGAAAACAUCUGAAGAGCGGGAGAGA
Molecule: messenger RNA, 3894 nt
Organism: Limanda limanda (common dab)
Lineage: Eukaryota; Metazoa; Chordata; Actinopteri; Pleuronectiformes; Pleuronectidae
Gene: atp8b1
Product: ATPase phospholipid transporting 8B1
Exons: 30
Coding region: 141-3881 (1246 amino acids)
Biological process (GO): Golgi organization; phospholipid translocation
Cellular component (GO): plasma membrane
Molecular function (GO): ATPase-coupled intramembrane lipid carrier activity; ATP binding; magnesium ion binding
Source: RefSeq, a predicted model, not a curated record